AUGGAUAAAAAGAUCGAACUCAAUUACUGUAUGAUAGUUUUACAAUUGAUCAAAAUUUGGAAGAUUCUUGCAAAGGUGGAUCCAAGAAAUCAAGGGAAAAGGCCCUUUCGAUCCGAUGAAUCGGAGAAGGAAGGGGCCGAGGAUGACGAGAACGUAUUUCCGGUGUUCUCGGCUCGAUCUCAGCACGACAUGCGCGUCAUGGUCUCUGCCUUGACUCAAGUUAUCGGAAGCAAUCACACCAACCAACGUAAUAGCGUCAAUCCAAACGAUCAGGCUUCUGUUUAUGAUCCACAAGACCAGAGUCAGCCAGUUGCUCCUUCUCAAGAUCAAGGGAAUUUGAGGAGGAGACACUACAGAGGAGUAAGACAAAGGCCAUGGGGAAAAUGGGCGGCCGAAAUCCGAGAUCCACAAAAGGCGGCUCGUGUUUGGCUGGGGACAUUUGAGACAGCUGAGGCUGCGGCCUUAGCCUAUGACGAGGCCGCUCUUAGGUUCAAAGGGAGCAAAGCCAAACUCAAUUUCCCCGAAAGGGUUCAGUUGGGAAGAAGCAUUGCAAGUUCCGAGCUACCAAACUCCGGUUAUAACGCACCUAAUCAGCCUUAUUCUUCAAAUCCACACAUUGAUAUUCCCCACACAAUGUCGUAUUACAAUCAAUACUACCACAAUCAGUACUAUCAAGGCGUGAAUUCUAGCGAUAUGCUGAGUUACAAUUCGCCCGGUGGAAGCGGAUUUUCUAUGUUACCUUCUACUACGACGACAACUACUACGGCUUCUUCAUAUUCCGGUGGAUCUUCGAGGCAACAAGAAGAGCAAGAUUUCCCGGGUUUUUUGCAUUUUGGGGGUUCUUCAUCUUCAUCUUCUCAUCAUUCGGGUUUUUGAGAGAUCCUUAUACAAGUUAUAUAAAGGGAUUCGGAUUUUAGUUUGGGCAGAGAGGAGAUGCUGUUUCUUGAGUGUUGUGUGAUUUAUGUAUGUUUUAAUCUUCUUUUUAAGAGAUCUAAUUUGGGGCCCUUAAUCUCUUGGGUGGGUUCCCCUUUGGUUUGUUCAA
This is a messenger RNA of Tarenaya hassleriana, 1042 nucleotides long. RefSeq names its product ethylene-responsive transcription factor ERF114. The record is from RefSeq and is a predicted model, not a curated record. Gene Ontology annotation, molecular function: DNA binding; DNA-binding transcription factor activity. The coding region runs from base 1 to 876 and encodes 291 amino acids. Gene Ontology annotation, biological process: ethylene-activated signaling pathway; regulation of DNA-templated transcription. The transcript is spliced from 3 exons. NCBI's taxonomy places the organism in Eukaryota, Viridiplantae, Streptophyta, Magnoliopsida, Brassicales, Cleomaceae.